Striga hermonthica is the source of this 825-nucleotide messenger RNA. The record is from the annotation of a GenBank genome assembly. Lineage: Eukaryota; Viridiplantae; Streptophyta; Magnoliopsida; Lamiales; Orobanchaceae.
AUGGUGAAGGAGAGCAAGGAAGGGAGCACAAGUCUGUGCUGAAAAAGGUGAAGGAUAAGGCCAAGAAAAUCAAGGAUAAAAUCACCAAGCAUGGCCAUGCCCAUCAACAUCAACAUCAACAUCAAGAUGAUCAUGUUGUCCAUCAUCCUCAACUCCAUGUGUAUGAAAGUGGUGCUAAUAGGAGCACUGAUGUCCCAACUAAGACGGGCACACAAAAUGUCACCAAUGAAGCUCGACCUGUCGGGCUAAGUCCAAUGGCACCCGAACCAAAAGGCCCAUUCGUCAAGGAAGACGAGAAGCCCAUCAAACAUGGUACUACUAAGGAAGCUACAAAGAUGAACAUUGGUCCUCAAAUGGAGGAUCCUCACUCCCCACUUGUGAGCAAGUCUGUGGGGCCAAAUGAGGGUGGAAAAGCCGAAUCAGGAAAGAGUAGGACCCACGAUCAAAUCACCCCACAACAAACCCUAGAAAAAACCGAGCCGGACUCGGUGGGUGGGCAGUCGAUAUCGGAGGUGGUGUCGGAGUAUGCGGAGAAGGUGGCAGAGACACUGAGGCCAGGGGAGGAGGACAGGGCCCUAUCGGAGGUGGUGACGGGGGCCCUUUCCGGGAAAAAGGAGGAAGAGAGUAGGGUGAGGCAGUCAGCUGAGGUGACGGAGCGUCUGGGCCCCAUUGGGGGGAAGAGGGAAGGGGAGGAUGCAGUGGCGGCUGGGGCAGAGAGCUCCGGGGAGGGAGUGGUGGAGAGGGUCAAGGAUGCAGUGGGGUCGUGGCUCGGGAUGAGCGGAGGGGUCCAGACAGCUCAGGAUUCUGCGGCCAAAGGAUCCUACU